Messenger RNA from Cyclocybe aegerita, 831 nucleotides. The record is from the annotation of a GenBank genome assembly. NCBI's taxonomy places the organism in Eukaryota, Fungi, Basidiomycota, Agaricomycetes, Agaricales, Hemipholiotaceae.
AUGGAUCCUUUCGAAGUAAGGAUGCAAUUUAUUGAACUGCUUCGUCGACUGAAUGCCUCGCAGCAGUCGAUACAGAAAGUCGUGGGCUUUGCCGUGAAGCACUUUCCCCCAUGCGGUGAAGACAUCUGGGACUGCAUUGUCGAGGAAACAGCCAAGGGCUCUAUCAACUCCCGAAUCAAUAUCCUAUACUUCCUCGACUCACUCUGUGAGACGUCCCUGCUAGUCAAGUCCCAUGCAAGGUCAGAGCGAUCGCGAUUGGCCAACGCCAACGGCCUGUAUGUUCACUUCGUCGCGAGAGACCUGAAUCGAAUCGUCGAGUCGAUUGUUCCAGAAGGCAGACAGGGCAUUCCAAACCUCCUCACUCGCAGCCCCCAGAUUCUCGAGAACUGGAGAAACAAACGCUACAUCGACCCUCAAAAGAUUGACGAUGUUUUAACCUCACUGGAUUCCCGCCCCAACGCCGGCUCCUCCGAGAAUGGAGGCCCUGAAGCACCCUCAACUUCAAAGCACUCUGCACCUCAUGAGACAUUGCCGCGCAACGAAGUGAACAAACGCAUAGAGCAGGACCGCGAGCGUCAUAAGCGGCUUCGAGAGCGACGAUGGGUACAACCAACGUCACACAACCCAGCAACAUUCCAAGCCCCGCAGUUGGCGUGUUUCUAUCCACUGGAUGAUGCCGUCGAUGGUCAGGAAGAGCUGGCUCUGGACAUCGAGUUUGAGAACGAGUGGGAGGCUACGAGUGAUUGGAAUGAGGAUGACGAGGAUGCGGUUGGAGAGGAGGCUCAGUUGGCUUUUCCUAGUGAGGACGACAAGAUUGGUGGGUUAAAAUGA